UGGACAAGGGAAAUAAGAUCGGAAAUUGUUAGAGCGGUACCGCGCGUGCCACCGUCGUUGGUCGUUCCCCGACUGGACUAGCAUCGCCCCUCCAAGGGACCAUGUUCUCAAAGCGAGCGUGCCUAUUGGUUCCCGAACAACAUUGACAUGAGCGGGCCGUUACAACUCACUUCUACUGUGAGUGUCGACUUCCAGUAUGAGUUGGACAGCUUGUCUAGACCUCUCUUCAGCCAGCAUUUUCAAUGCGACUCGACCUCGCGAAAAGUCCGAUGACGCCCUAUGUCUUGUUUGAUCUUUCUGUAGCCGGUGUAAGAGGCAGAAAGUGAAAUGGGCGGGCAGCCAGUCGGGAGUCGCGGUCUGGAAGUUCAGCCAAAGUAGAGACGAGAGACGAAGUCUGGGAAAAAGUGAAAAACACGCGCCAUUCCCAAUCAGUCGCCGAGCACGGUUCCACACAACCAUAAUUCCAGACCUGCGCAGCAAACAUCCCUGCUGCCCUCCACGCCUCUCUUCUAUCGCCUGGCUCCUCUCUUGGUCCUCGUCGGCGGUCUCCAUAUUGCUGGUCCCCGGGUGGGGGGCCAUUUCCAUUUCGAACCUUGUCUUGUCUGCUGUCGAAUCCAUAGCCGAUGUCUCGCUCUCUUAGAGGUGACCCAAAGGAUCAUAGUCCAGGCGAUACUCUCGCACUUCUUUGACGCUUGUCAUUCGCCCUACGAGGUACAACAGCCCUCCCUGGAAUCCCUCCAUCUCGUCCCGACCUCUACGCUAGCACGUAGUCUCCGAGGUGGAGGCUGAUUCUGAACCAUGUCUUCGUCUUCUUCCUCGUCGGUGUUCCUAGUCGUCGCAUCUUCCGGGUCCACUAGAGAGUGUUCGUUGCCAAUAUCCAUGCAUGUAACUCUGUAGAAGGCUGUCAGCUCAGAUGGCACCAAGUCCCCUUGCCCACAUGUGUCCUGCUUAUAAGCCAAACACACUCCCCGAUCCCCCUAAGCUUUGAGUUUGUCUGCUCCUCACGCUCCUCCCUCAUCCUUCCCAGCAGGUCAUCAAAGCCACCCAAACCUGCUUUCUUCUUCGGGCCUGACUUUGCCAUUCGUUUAGUCAAACCGGACUUUGAGCAGAUCGACACAAUGGCCGGUGUCAUCGAACCUUCGCACGCCGCGGGCGUGGACACCGCCGCUCCUCGCGAGCUGACCGGUGCCGACAUCAAGCACAACAAGACCUCGGGAGGAAAUGCAGCCUUCCAUAACUUCAACAACGACUUCGCUCACGUCGCUGACGCCAACGAGCGCCGUCGCCUUGCUUUGGCCGAGAUCGACAAGGCGCCUUUCGGCUGGUACCAUGUUCGUGCCAUCGUUGUCGCUGGUAUUGGUUUCUUUACCGAUUCGUACGAUAUCUUCACCAUCGGUCUCGUCACCUCCAUGCUGGGCAUAGUGUACUUCGGCGGCACUCUUCCUGCUGAGCACGACACCGCUAUCAAGGUCGCUACCUCCGCCGGCACCGUUGUUGGUCAGGUCGGAUUCGGUGUUCUGGCCGAUAUCGUCGGUCGUAAGAAGAUGUACGGUGUCGAAUUGAUGGUCAUCAUCAUUGCUACCCUUGCCCAGGCUCUUUCGUCUUCCUCCCCGUCUGUUUCCAUCGUCGGCCUCAUCGUUUUCUGGCGUAUCAUCAUGGGUAUCGGUAUCGGUGGUGACUACCCCCUUAGCGCUAUCAUUACCUCCGAGUUUGCCACGACGAAGUGGAGAGGAUUUAUGAUGAACGCAGUAUUUGCCAACCAGGGUUUCGGCCAGCUUGCCGGUGGCAUCAUGCUUCUGAUCGUCACCGCCGGCUUCAAGGGCUCCCUUGAGACUGCUAGCAAGGCCGCCACCUGCUCUACCACCGAGCCUUGCAUCAUGGCCGUCGAUAAGAUGUGGCGCACGAUGAUCGGCUUUGGCGCUGUUCCUGGCUGCAUCGCUUUGUACUUCCGCCUUACCAUCCCCGAGACUCCCAGAUACACCUUCGAUGUCGACAACGAUGUUUCUAAGGCUGAGGGCGACGUCGACUACUACAAGCAGGGCAAGUGGGGUGAGUCUCAGGUCGAUGAGGCUGCUCGCGUCAUCGCUCGCCAGGAGGCCAAGCAGCAGCUUGAGGUUCCCAAGGCCUCGUGGAAGGAUUUCUUCAGCCACUACAGCACCUGGAAGAACGCCAAGGUCCUCCUCGGUACCGCUGGUUCAUGGUUCUUCCUUGAUGUGGCGUUCUACGGCCUGGGCCUCAACAACGCCAUCAUCCUCAACGCCAUCGGAUGGUCUGGUGGUGCUGAUAUGUACCACAUCUUCUACAAGACGGCUGUUGGCAACCUAAUCCUUGUCUGCGCCGGUGCGGUUCCCGGAUACUGGGUCUCUGCCGCUCUCGUCGAUACCAUUGGCCGCAAGCCCAUCCAGCUUUUCGGAUUCUUCGCUCUCACGCUCCUCUUCUGCGUCAUCGGUUUCGACUACUGGAACCUUUCGGGCUCUGCUCUCAUGGCGCUGUACACCCUCUCGCAGUUCUUCUUUAACGCCGGUCCCAACUCAACGACCUUCAUCGUUCCUGGCGAAUGCUUCCCUACCAGAUACAGAUCCACUUCUCACGGAAUAUCUGCCGCCUCAGGCAAGGUCGGUGCCAUUAUUGCGCAGGUGGUCUUCGGACCCCUCCGUACCAUUGGUGCCGAUGCCGCCAAGGCCAAGACCGACCCGAGAUACAGCACUCCUUGGCUCAACCACAUCAUGCAGAUCUUUGCGCUCUUCAUGCUUUGCGGUUUCUUCACCACCCUUCUGAUCCCCGAGACGGCGAGAAAGACGCUCGAGGAGCUCUCCGGCGAGGACGACCUGGCAACAAGUGCUAUUCCCGUCCACGGACACAACGAGGAGAAGCGUGUUGAGGAGGGCACUGCUGCCGGCUCCGUCUAGACAUGGUGCCACUGAAGGUGAACCCAAAUUUAAGCAUUCGUUGUUUUGAGCAGCGAUCGAUACCCUUAAUUGUAGUAAAAGAUGGUGUGGAAGAGUUUCAUACGUAGUAUAUUGUAGACAUAAUAGACAGCAUUAUCAGCUGCAGGUUGCGUUGCUCAGUCAUGCUGGUUGUGAUCGAAUCGUGGGAAUUGUGAUCUUGGUUCCGCCGACCGUCCAUACAACGGG
Messenger RNA from Colletotrichum scovillei, 3134 nucleotides. RefSeq names its product phosphate:H+ symporter. Bases 1119 to 2909 code for a protein of 596 amino acids. Gene Ontology annotation, cellular component: membrane. Gene Ontology annotation, molecular function: phosphate transmembrane transporter activity. The transcript has 6 exons. The record is from RefSeq and is a predicted model, not a curated record. NCBI's taxonomy places the organism in Eukaryota, Fungi, Ascomycota, Sordariomycetes, Glomerellales, Glomerellaceae. Gene Ontology annotation, biological process: transmembrane transport; phosphate ion transport.